AUGGCAAUACUACCACCUGAUCCAAUUUACGUUUUACGUGGGGACAUGGGUCCUGUUCACUGUCUUGAUUUUAGAAUUUCUCCCUACGUUGAGCACCUCUACGCUGGUGCUGAAAACGGUUGUGUUGACAUUUGGAAUGCUGAUGGAUCUAAUUGGAUACUUGAUAAGACUAUUGAUACCGAUUACUGCGGAUUUUCUAGAUACCAGAUUUUGACUGAUGAUAUAAUUCUUCUUCCACUACCAAACUCGCAGGUCGGAGCCUUAUCUUUGACUACUCAAGAAUUUGUUUAUAAAUUGGAUCCAAUGGUAUCUAAAGUGCCCAAACCUCUUGGUGAAGUUAUGGCGAUUAAAAAUUGCUCACUUGAAAAUAAUAUUAUACUUAUUGCGUACGAAAGUGGUGACAUUGCAGCGUGGAACAUCAAAGACCGCGUAGUUGUCAGUUGGUUGAAUACCGACUCUUGCCCGAUGACUAUUAAUUUUGAUAACUAUUGGAUGCGAGGUAUUAUCGGUAACCCAACAGACAAAUUAGAGGUUUUUGAUCUGAACAAAAGCAACCAGCUGGUCCACAAGACAUCGAUAACUCUUAAAAAUAGCGGGACAUCUGUAAUUGCAUCUCGACCAGACUCGAAAGUUUUUGCUGCUGGCGGUUGGGACGGACGAGUCCGCAUAUUUUCGUGGAAAACGCUUCGGCCCCUUGCUGUCCUUAAUCAACAUAGAUCUAAUAUUUUUGAUAUUAUUUAUUCAAAGGAAAAAGUCCAAGCGUUUAACAAUAAGAAUCUAAUGGCUGCAGCUGGCAAAGACGGUACAGUCUCACUCUGGGAUCUCUAUAAUCAAUAA
Molecule: messenger RNA, 837 nt
Organism: Cotesia congregata
Lineage: Eukaryota; Metazoa; Arthropoda; Insecta; Hymenoptera; Braconidae
Source: the annotation of a GenBank genome assembly